Messenger RNA from Suhomyces tanzawaensis NRRL Y-17324, 2157 nucleotides. RefSeq names its product chaperone ATPase (gene HSP78). The record is from RefSeq and is a predicted model, not a curated record. The transcript has a single exon. Gene Ontology annotation, cellular component: cytoplasm; mitochondrial matrix. Gene Ontology annotation, molecular function: ATP binding; ATP hydrolysis activity. Bases 1 to 2157 code for a protein of 718 amino acids. Lineage: Eukaryota; Fungi; Ascomycota; Pichiomycetes; Serinales; Debaryomycetaceae. Gene Ontology annotation, biological process: cellular response to heat.
AUGCAAAUGAACAAAGACGACAACCGUCCUGCUUUAGAGAAGUAUGGUUCUAGUUUGACUGAUUUGGCGAAGGACGGUAAACUAGAUCCUGUUAUCGGGAGAGAUGAAGAGAUACGCCGGACCAUUCAAAUCUUAUCGAGAAGAACCAAAAACAACCCUGUUUUGAUCGGUAAUGCAGGUACCGGAAAGACUGCCAUCAUGGAAGGUUUAGCCCAGCGAAUUUUGAGAGGCGAAGUUCCUGAUUCCAUGAAGGAUAAGGAAAUAAUCACCCUUGAUUUGGCCGCAAUCAUAUCGGGAGCCAAAUUUAGAGGUGACUUUGAAGAAAAAUUGAAACAAAUUUUGCAGGAAGUGGAAGAAAAAGAAGGUAAGGUUAUUUUGUUCAUUGAUGAAUUGCACAUUUUGAUGGGCUUAGGGAAGGCUGAAGGCUCGAUAGACGCAUCUAAUAUGUUGAAACCAGCUCUAGCUAGAGGAAAACUUUCCCUCUGUGGUGCAACUACUAUCGAUGAAUAUCGUAAGUACGUUGAGAAAGACGCUGCGUUGGCUAGAAGAUUCUCCCCCGUUCAAGUUAACGAACCAACUGUCCAAGAUACCAUAUCUAUCUUACGUGGACUUAAAGAAAAAUACGAGGUACAUCAUGGUGUGCGGAUCGCUGAUGGUGCCUUGGUGAGUGCUGCACUUUACUCAAACCGUUACAUCAGAGACCGUCACUUACCGGACAAAGCCAUUGAUUUAGUUGAUGAGGCCUGUUCAACUUUACGAUUACAACACGAAUCCAAACCAGAUGCUAUCGCUCAAUUGGACCGUCAAAUUAUGACGAUCGAGAUUGAACUUGAGUCCUUAAGAAAGGAAGAGGACCAAUUGUCUGUUGAUCGCAGGAACAAGUUGGAAGAUGAGCUAAAAGUGAUUAAAGCAGAGUUGGAGGAAUUUACAGAGCAGUGGGAGUCCGAGAAGCAACUGAUUGACAAUAUUAAGCAAGCCAAAGCUGAAUUGGAACAGGCAAGAUUUGAUUUGGAACAACAUCAACGAGAAGGAAACUACGGGUUGGCUUCUGAGUUACAGUACUCGACCAUUCCACAUCUUGAAUUGAAGUUGAAGGAAAUGACAGAGAUAGAGUCAGUGGCUACCAACUUGUUACAUGAUUCUGUAACCUCGGAUGAUAUUGCCAAUGUGAUUUCCAAGAUGACAAGUAUCCCAGUUUCUAAUCUUAUGAAGAAUGAAAUUGAUAAAUUGUUGGACAUGGAAAGUACUUUGAGGAAAAAAGUUGUUGGACAAGACGAGGCCAUCCAUUCCAUUGCUGAUGCGGUAAGAUUACAGAGAGCAGGCUUGACGAGUGAUCAUAGACCAAUUGCUUCAUUCAUGUUCUUGGGUCCUACUGGUACUGGUAAGACAGAAUUGACAAAGUCUUUGGCUGAGUUUUUAUUCAACGACCAGGGAGCAGUGAUCAGAUUUGACAUGUCUGAAUUCCAAGAGAAGCACAGUUUGUCAAGAUUGAUAGGCUCUCCUCCAGGAUAUGUUGGAUACGAUGAAAGUGGUGAAUUAACUGAGGCCAUCAGACGUAAGCCUUAUUCAGUUGUAUUAUUUGAUGAAUUUGAAAAGGCACACAGUGAUAUAUCCAAAUUGUUACUACAAGUGCUUGACGAAGGCUCCUUGACCGAUUCGCAUGGUAAGCAUAUUGAUUUCAGAAAUACUAUUAUUGUUAUGACUUCGAACAUUGGACAAGAAAUCUUAUUGGCAGACAAAGAUGCCCAUGACGAUGGACACAUUAAUGAGAGUACCAAGAAGGAAGUGGUUGAAGUUUUAAAACACUAUUAUCCUCCAGAAUUUCUCAAUCGUCUUGACGAAGUCUUGAUCUUCAACAGAUUAUCCAAAGAAUCCUUGAAGAGCAUCUUAGAAAUUCGUUUAUCCGAAAUAGGUGACAGGUUAAAGGACAAGAGAAUCACUUUAAAUUUGACAAAUGAUGCUAAGAACUUGAUUUGCGAUUUGGGUUACGAUCCAAUUUACGGUGCCAGACCCUUAAACAGGGUAUUACAAAAGAAGAUCUUGAAUCCUUUGGCAAUGUUGUUGAUCAAGGGACAAAUCAAGGAAACAGAGACGGUAAACAUUGUUGUUAAGAACAAUCAAAUUUAUGUUGCUCCCAAUCAUGAGGAAGUCAAGUGA